Penicillium diatomitis is the source of this 237-nucleotide messenger RNA. RefSeq lists its product as uncharacterized. Lineage: Eukaryota; Fungi; Ascomycota; Eurotiomycetes; Eurotiales; Aspergillaceae. The transcript has a single exon. The coding region runs from base 1 to 237 and encodes 78 amino acids. The record is from RefSeq and is a predicted model, not a curated record.
AUGAGGAAGUCGGACGUGACUGAGGACCGUAACCGCGGCAUGGCGGAAGUCAUUGGGUCCAUGCAGGGGGGAACCAAGUCGAGAGACGACAAUGACGGAAUCGAACCUUCCAGCACGAGCAAGGUUGACACGGCGCGUGCCGAUGAUGUAGUGCACAUACCCUUGCGUGCACCUCUAUCAUCAGAGGCGCCGUCAACCAUCAAGGACCAGCACAUGAUUCAGCUACCCGGAGACUGA